AUGCAGAAUCCUACCCCAAAUCCUAAUUCCCCUUCACACCCAUCUCCCACAACCCCUAGACCACAAAAAUCAAAACGCCACCUUCUUCCCUAUGGACUCCACCCCAAUCCACAUCAUCAUUAUCAUCAGCCAACUCCACCAUCUUCCAACUUAACUACACCCACAACAAUCUCCCCAACCCUCCUCGCCUUCCUCCCACCCCUCCCCAGAGCCCAAUCUCUUCUCCUCCAAAUGGCUUCUCUUGCCACUAAACUCUUCCAGGUCUCCCCUAACCACUCCUUCUGGCUCUCUUCUUACCGUGGCUCCCUUCCUAUUUUCCUCCCUUCCCAAACCCUGAUCUCCUCCUCCUCCUCCUCCUCUCCUUCCCCUUCUUCCACCAAAGAAAUCCUCUCCCUCUUCACCUCCCUCCAAACCCAACUCUUAGAAGCUGUGACCCAACUAGAGGAAAUCCUUGACCUUCAAAAAGAUGAGAGAAGAAUUGCUUCUGAAGUUUGUUCCAAGGACUCUACCAUGCGUGCCUUCACUUACAAGCUCCAGGGAGCAAAGCACACCCUCGACUUCCUCAUUGAUGAUUACUCUGAUUAUCGAAAAGUUAAAUCUGGUUCUUCCUUGCGCUUAUCAGAUAUCCUGUCAUACGCACAUAGGAUAAGCUACACAACCUUCGCCCACCAAGAAUCUGGAUCUGCCCUCCCACCAGCACCACAAGAAGAGCAGAUGAGAGCUUCACAGCUUUAUAAUGUUAAGGAUCUUCAAGUGGGUUUAUCCAAAACAGUUGAAGGUGAGUUGAAAGAGGUGCCUUUACAGAAACCCAUGGAGUAUAAUCCACUUUUGGAUCUGCCAAACAUUGAAGAUAUCAUUCCACCAAUAGGUUGGAAGCCUAGGAUUCCAAUGGAAUUGCUGAGUGAUUUCCCCCUUGCUGCUCCUCCUGAUUGGAAGCCUGGGGACCCUGUGCGAUUACCCCCUUUAGAAUCCCUUCUUAAUUUUACUAAUGAUCAUGAAGAGCAACACCAACAAGAAGAAGAAAAACUACCUUUGGCGCAAAAAGUGCUACCUGAGGAACAAGAAACUGUGUUUGUUCCACCUGUUCAGCUCGAUAUCAUCCCGGCUGAAGAUGACUAUAGUAGCGACAUGGAGAGUUCUGGGGAGGAAGAUGAAGAUUAAAAUCCGUGUACUGGGUAGUGGGUAUAUAAGUAGUGGGACAAGGAGAAUUCUGGGGUGGAAGUUGAAUAACUCAUGAGUUUUUUUUUUUUUUUUUGGAUUGAAAUGCAAGCUCCUCCCUUAUAGUUUACUUUAUGUCAAUGAGUUGGAAAUACCAAAUAAAUUGAGUAUAGAAGUUAUCACAAUGGCUCAA
This is a messenger RNA of Macadamia integrifolia, 1351 nucleotides long. Its product is annotated as mediator of RNA polymerase II transcription subunit 4-like. Bases 1 to 1161 code for a protein of 386 amino acids. NCBI's taxonomy places the organism in Eukaryota, Viridiplantae, Streptophyta, Magnoliopsida, Proteales, Proteaceae. The record is from RefSeq and is a predicted model, not a curated record. Gene Ontology annotation, cellular component: mediator complex; core mediator complex. Gene Ontology annotation, biological process: regulation of transcription by RNA polymerase II. Gene Ontology annotation, molecular function: transcription coregulator activity. The transcript has a single exon.